Molecule: messenger RNA, 858 nt
Organism: Fusarium musae
Lineage: Eukaryota; Fungi; Ascomycota; Sordariomycetes; Hypocreales; Nectriaceae
Exons: 2
Coding region: 1-858 (285 amino acids)
Source: RefSeq, a predicted model, not a curated record
AUGGACAUCGACCCGAACAGCCCAGGCUCAGGCCCAGGUCCACGGUCACAAGCUGACUUCCCCUUCGACUCAGUAGUCGACACAUUCCCCUUCCUAACCGACCAAGCCCACCGCGCACUAAACAUCCAGCUCGACUUCUUCCGCAACUUGAGCACCAUGGACCUCCCUAUUCCACAAGACGCCAACGCAAAAGAAAAGCUAAAAGUAAUCCUUGCUAAAGCGGAACUCGUCAAUGAAAUCGUGAAAAGUUUGACUGAGAGCUCUGAACUUCUUAUGCAGCUGAAGAACAUAGAAUAUGACGAGGUCAUCGCUGUAAGAAAAGCGGAAGUUAGCAGUACGAUUACUGAGACUAGCGUUAAUAUUAAGAGGGUCAUCGCUAUGCAGACAGAGGAGGUUAGGAUAGGAUUGGGGCAACAGGGGGCGGCAGAAGUCCAGGAACAACAAAGACUUGUAGAACAGGAAAUGUUCAUGCAACAAAGGAACGUCGGGCUAAUGGGAGCUUCAGAAUCCCCUGAGUCACAGAUGCCAUAUAUUCAGCCGCAAGUUCAUGAGCAGAGUCAUGCGCCACAACAAAACAAUAUAGCAGAUCAUAUUCCAGGGCUUCGCCAUGCUUCUGUACCACCAGCCGGACCUCAGGGAUACAAUCCAGUACCACUAAACAACCCAGGUCCAGUACACCCUCAGCCUCCCGUCCUAGGCCCGGCACCAGGUUAUGCCCAUCUCCCAACACUCAAUCAAGCCAAGACAUAUCCUCACAAUCCACACAUCCCCUCCCCCAGCAAGUACCCUUACAAAGACAAGACAGCGUAUACGCCGAAUCAAGCACCACAAGCUCUGACGACUCUGAGAUUCGAAUGA